CAGCAUUAGCUGUCACUAUUUUAAAAUUUACACCACCACAACAAGGGGUUGUGUUGACGUUGUCGUUUUUAAACUAAACCACUUCCCGUGACUAAAACCCCCGUUAUUUCGCCAUGGACAACGAAACCACCCUCUCCUGCACCGUCAACAUCGAGUGGCUCAACCCCCAAGGCGUCGUCCACCGCAAGCUCUCCGAAAAAACCGCCUUCCUCCGUCUGAUUCGCAACGAAGCCCGCCAGAUCUUCGUCGAAGUGACCGCCCCCAAAGCCGCCCCCGUCAAGCUCCAACUCAAAGGAAUCUGCGUCCACAAAAAAUUCAUGAACGAAGGUAAAGCCUCCAUCAAGUUCCAGGAGAUCCGGUGCACCAUGUUCCUGUCCAACGCGCCCCCCAACCACCUGCUCAUGUUCCUGCGCACCAUGUUCGUGAAAAUGACGGGCGAGAAGUCCGUGGGGGGCGCCAACACGUCGCUGCGGACCCAAUUAUUGUCGAACAAACCCAAACAGUUCGAGGAAAUCAGUCCCGUGACUUCCGUGGAAGUGGACAGGGCGCGGGCGAAGGCGUCGAGGGGCACGGACACGACGCCGUCGCCGCUGAGCAAGAAGCGGAAGUUGAGCCCGAGGGACGGGGAGAAGGCUCCGGCUUCGAAGAAGUUGUACUCUGCGUCGCCGAUUCCAGACGAGCCGCUGGAUAUUGAGCAGAAGGAGGUGAUGGAGGCGUGCUUGACCGGGAGGAACGUGUUUUUCACGGGGAGUGCGGGCACAGGAAAGAGUUAUUUGUUGAGGAGGGUGAUCGGGGCUUUGCCCCCGGAUGUGACCAUGGCUACGGCUUCUACAGGUGUCGCUGCGUGUCACAUUGGGGGAAUCACUCUGCACCAGUUCGCUGGGAUCGGGGGCGGCGAAGCCACCCUGGAACGCAGUAUCGAGUUGGCGUCGCGUCCGGGGGCUGUCACGAUUUGGCGUAGAUGCAAACACUUAAUUAUUGACGAGAUCUCGAUGGUCGAUGGUUCCUUUUUCGAAAAAAUCGAAACCGUGGCGAGGAGAAUUCGCCGAAACGAGCAACCCUUUGGAGGGAUUCAACUCAUACUAUGUGGAGAUUUUUUCCAGCUACCCCCUGUCGCAAAAGAUAAAACUUCUAUGAAGUUUUGUUUCCAAACGGAAGCCUGGAGUAGGUGUAGAUUAUCCACGUACGAACUCAAGCGCGUCCACAGACAGAACGACGACGAAUUUAUAAAAAUUUUAAACCACGUAAGAAUCGGACGAGUUCCUGAAGAGAUGGCGCGACGACUGGCCGAAACGUCUAGACAAAAAAUCGAAAAAAACGGGAUUCUAGCGACAAGAUUGUGUUCGCACACGGGCGACGCUAAUGUUAUUAACGAGUCGAAACUCGAGGCGCUCAGUGGAGAAAAGUUCGUUUUUACAGCUGAGGACUCAGAUCCACAUUUGGGUAAACAGAUCGACCAGAGGACGACGGUUCCACAAAAACUGGAACUGAAAGUGGGGGCUCAAGUUAUGCUCCUCAAAAACAUCAGUCUUGCUACGGGGUUAGUAAACGGAGCGCGCGGCGUCGUCAAAUCCUUCCACGACGGUCUGCCAGUCGUUCAAUUCCGGAAUAAAGAAUAUAUCACCAAACACGAACGCUGGCAUGUCAAAACAGCCAACGGUGUCACUCUCACCCGAAAACAAGUCCCUCUGAAACUAGCUUGGGCCUUUUCUAUACAUAAAUCGCAAGGGUUGACUUUGGAUUGCGUGGAAAUGUCGCUGGGUAAAGUGUUUGAAGCGGGACAGGCAUACGUCGCUUUGAGCAGAGCUCAGAGUUUGGAUACUUUGAGGGUUUUGGAUUUUAAAGCCACACAAGUGUGGGCUAACGAAAGCGUCCUGGACUUUUACAGGACUCUGAACCUGCAAAUGGAGAGUAUGAGGCUGAUUCCUUUGGGACGCAAAGAGAAUAAAGCAAAGAAAAUCGUAAGACGAUUGGGAAUUAAUUCAAAAGCAAUGAACAAACCCCUAGUCAUGAUUAACUAAGAGUUUACCCCAUGAGUAUUAUUUUCACUCUUUUUUUAUUUAGGUUGUAGUAGCAGAUUUUUUAAUGAUACGUCAUAGCGAACCUACCAGAGACGGUUGUCGGUGUACGCGAAUAAAUGGCCGCUUUUUGGUCGGUCGCGAAAAAACGUCCGCAAUUUAUUUUUUAACUUUUUAUUAUACAAAUAAAUGAUAAAAGAUAUAAAAGUA
Zophobas morio is the source of this 2228-nucleotide messenger RNA. It is a transcript of the gene Pif1, whose product is annotated as ATP-dependent DNA helicase PIF1. NCBI's taxonomy places the organism in Eukaryota, Metazoa, Arthropoda, Insecta, Coleoptera, Tenebrionidae. Gene Ontology annotation, biological process: telomere maintenance; DNA repair. The transcript is spliced from 2 exons. The coding region runs from base 114 to 2021 and encodes 635 amino acids. The record is from RefSeq and is a predicted model, not a curated record. Gene Ontology annotation, molecular function: DNA helicase activity; ATP hydrolysis activity.